Erythranthe guttata (spotted monkey flower) is the source of this 1064-nucleotide messenger RNA. RefSeq names its product Ribosomal protein L25/Gln-tRNA synthetase, anti-codon-binding domain-containing protein. The record is from RefSeq and is a predicted model, not a curated record. NCBI's taxonomy places the organism in Eukaryota, Viridiplantae, Streptophyta, Magnoliopsida, Lamiales, Phrymaceae. Gene Ontology annotation, cellular component: cytosolic large ribosomal subunit. Gene Ontology annotation, molecular function: 5S rRNA binding. Gene Ontology annotation, biological process: translation.
CCCUUUCCCCAAACGGGAAAAAAAGCCGAAACCCUCAGAUUGCCAACUCACUGAGUUCGCAACCCGUUUUCUCCGUUCAAAAUCAACCCAGAAAAAAAAAUGUCGAAGAGGUGGCGCGCGGCGGCGGCCCUCAUCAGAACUGCGGCGGAGACGCCGUUCCGGCGCUCCUACCACACGAUCCAAGCCGUUCCGAGAGAAAUUUCCGGCCAUCGGAUCUCCGUCCGCGACCGAGCACAGGGUCGGAUCCCCACCGUUGUUUUCUCCCAGAGCUACGUCCAAUCGGAUUCCAAGGAUCCGAAUUCCGUCGCCGCGUCCGCAUUGGUUUCUAGAAAAGUGCUGCUCACCACCGAGCGGAAGCAGAUUAAGGCGAUUCUGAAGCACAUUGAGCUCCCGUUUUUCUGCUCCACCACUUUCCCGCUCCAGAUCCGCGCCGGGUCGGGUUCCUCCACUAUACUUGAAAAUGGCAAGGUUCUUCCAAUUAAAAUACAUAGGGAUGAAGAUGGUAAAGUAUUGAAUUUGGUGCUUGUAUGGGCGGAGGAUGGAACACAGAUUAAGGUGGAUGUGCCGAUUGUUUAUAAAGGGGAAGAUGUUUGCCCCGGCCUCAAGAAAGGAGGUACACUAAGUAAGAUAAGAGCUAGCUUGAAGUACUUGUGCCCAGCAGAGCACAUUCCUCCGAAAAUCGAAGUGGAUGUGAGUAAUCUUGAUAUCGGUGACAAGGUGUCUAUGGAUGACGUGGCGGUUCAUCCGAGCUUGAAGCUUCUCAGUAAGAACGAAACGAUGCCUGUUUGCAAGAUUAUGUCAAACAUAGAUUACUCGGAGAAAUACACAAGUAGAGAAACUGAAUAGAACUGUUUUCGGAAUUUGUACGUACAAUAAUUUAGGCCUAGACCACUGUGAUGAUGUUCAUUCUCUCACUAGUCUUUCCAGUGUUUAUUUUUCGUUGAGAUGGUUUAGAGAGAGAGAGAGAGAGAGAGAGAGGCGGAGGUGUAAACAGAUCCUAAUUGACAUCGAUUUUUCAUAAAUUAUGCUUGAAUGGAUUUCGGAACUGAGUUUUUUAUUUUUCA